CAAAACAGCGAACUUAGCUGAAGGUUAUGCACUUUACGCAGUAUAAUUUCAAUGUGUUUUUGCCAAGGUGGAUAGUUGUAAAAGAGGGUAUUGGCUUUUCAAGAUGGAAUUUAAAUUAUACGAAAUAAAAGUAGUUUUCCGAGUUUGUUUUUGUCAUGAGAGGAACCUGCCAUACGACAAUCGACGACCAGCACUUUGAGCUAAUCAAGGAAAAAAAAAAAAGGCUAAUUAAAAUAAGUUAGGUAUGGUCUCCAUUGGCCAAACAGCUUUAUCGAGACACCGUACUGUAGCUAGUGGUUGCAUUGCGCGUAAGCUAUGUCGAAUGCGUCGUUAGUAAGUUAUUCCAUAAGCACGCGUCGGAUAUCAGAAACGGGGACGCAUAGCGCCCAAUUAGCGCUAUAAAUGAUCUCAAGUGUAAAAACCGUUAGUGGAGUACCUGUAAAAUAGCAGCAACCAAACUCCAUGGUUGGGCACAAGCCACGGUAUAACUAGCAAAUAUACCAUCCAAAAAAGAAGCAAAACAAAACAAUGACUGCAUGGAAAAUAGGUUUUGCCGAUCAUGUUUCUCGGGCAUGAUCAUGAUAUGAUCACCCAUGUCUAAAUUGCCGUCCAAGCAGGCGGCCGUUCACAUUUUGCUAUUUUUUUUUUUUUUUACAAGCAGAACCAACAUGGUUAUACAAGUUAAACCGAUUGACACAUCUACUGAUUCUUUUGAGGAAAAAGUGGACUCUGAAAAGUCAUCGCCGUCAGUCGACUGGAGAGAUUUUGCCUCAAACACAACUCUUCACGGACUGAGAUACACAGUACAAAAAAGGCUUUCCAUUCCCAGGCGAGCAAUAUGGCUGAUAUUUCUACUAGUUGCUAACAGUGCCUAUACCUAUUACGGAACCAUAGCAGUUUUGAAAUUCAUGGCGAAGCCAACAAAAACAGUCAUUACGCAAGAAGCACCGACUGAUGGCUUGAAGUUUCCAGCUGUGACAAUCUGCAAUUUAAACAAGUUUGCGAAAUCUAAGAUAGAUAUGCCAGACGAGGAUGAAAACUUUGUAAAAAUGGGACUGAACAUAAGUGGAUGCAAUGAAACACGUGAAGUCCGUGGGAAUCUCACUUGUGGCCAAGCAUUUCUGUGUGUUCAUGACCUGUAUAGCGCUGCUGUAGUACCUGGAUGUGAUGAAACAACCCGCCAAAACAUAAACAGAGUUCUUACUGGCACAUCAAAGCGUUUGUUUGACGAAGAAAAGUUUCUCACCAACUAUGGGCAUGGUUUCGAUGGCUUGUUUGUUCUGUAUUGUCGCUUCUCUUUUGGUCAAGAGUGCACUGAAAAAGACUUUGUUCCGACUCUUACACAAAGGGGUCUAUGUUACACAUUUAACUCGGGUUAUAGUAACUCCACUGUGUUCCAUUCUGAAUUUGAAGGUCCUGAACGAGGCCUCAGCGUCCUUCUCAAUGUCGAAGAAAACGAGAGCACCGUUGGCCAGUUUUCAACCGGAUUGAACGUGGUUGUGCACGAUCAGAAAACGUUUAUAAACCGAAACCUUGGAGUCAACAUACUUCCUGGCGUUCAUUCGUCGGUUGCGGUCAAGUUGAUAAAGGUUAGUUGUCGAUAUCAGAGCAUUUCAAGCAAUUGCCGGUUUGUUCCAUACAAGAUGAGGGAUGCAUCACAAGGGCAAGAGCUGCCUUUUCUUUCAGGUGAGCUUGGUGGCAACAUGGGUUUGUUUCUCGGAUGCAGUGUUCUGACCCUCUGUGAAUUCAUCGACUUCUUAUGGGACGUUCUGAUGUCCAAGAUAAAGAAGCAACCAACGAAUGUAACCCCUAAACCCAAUAAUUGAUCUUAAUAAGGAAUCCUGCAGAUAUAUCUCUUGGGUGGAGGGGUGAGGAGGGGGUAAAAAGAUUGGGUUGCUCGUCCUACCUUUUAGGAUUUAAAAAAGCGGCUGUGGUACUUCUUAGGGUGUUCAGCCUCAAAAGGUCCACAGCAGGAGCUUUUGCGGUACCUUUUAGGGUAUUGAACAGAAAAAAAUAUGACAGGAGAAAUGUGUUGUUUUACAAUUGACACCUCUAUAUUAGGUGUGACAAGAUAUUUCAAGCCACUCCCACAAAACAGGAUUUUGGUACUUUAGUAGGAGUUCUUUUCAAAAUUUCCGACGAGCACCCUCGUCCUUUUUA
Orbicella faveolata is the source of this 2160-nucleotide messenger RNA. Its product is annotated as bile acid-sensitive ion channel-like. Gene Ontology annotation, molecular function: ligand-gated sodium channel activity. Gene Ontology annotation, biological process: sodium ion transmembrane transport. The record is from RefSeq and is a predicted model, not a curated record. Gene Ontology annotation, cellular component: plasma membrane. NCBI's taxonomy places the organism in Eukaryota, Metazoa, Cnidaria, Anthozoa, Scleractinia, Merulinidae.